AUGGCUGACAUUUCUGAUCUGCUCCACAAUGGUUUCAGCCUUGUGAGUGAAAAGCAUGGACAUGUCGAGAACCUGCAGGACUGGUGUAUUCCUCUGGAGAAACUUUUAGGCUGCAGUGCUCCAGAAGAUGAAAAGAAACAUAAUGCUAUUCAAAUGGGAGAUGAUUAUGCCUGCAGAGGAUGGACGUAUGCAGCACAUAUCUGCUAUGUUGUGGCACAAAUGGAGCUGGGAUCACGUGAGACAGAACAGAGUCCAGCUAAGAAGCAGGCGUUUGAGAGAACUGAAGUCUAUGAAUAUGUUCUCUUCCUGACUUCGGACAGUGGGAAGUUCGGACAGCAACACUUUCAGGUUGCCUUUAAAAAAGUACACAAAGAUUUAAGUCCCAAAAACAUCACCAUUCCUGAAGAGAACCGCAUUUUGCCUCUGGAGGUGGCGUUAUUGGAGAUGGUGUCUAAGCCUCCUCACUGUGAGAAUGUUGUGGAGCUCCUGGAAUGGUUCGAGUCACCUGAUUUCCUCAUCUUAGUGCUGGAGCGACCCGACAACUGCAUGGACCUUAAGCAAUACCUUAUCUGUAAAGAAGGAGGAUUGGAGGAAGCAGACGCUUGCACUAUAAUGCGGCAGGUAGUUCAAGCUGCUAAGCAUUGCUGUGAUUCUGGUGUUCUUCACGGUGACAUUAAGCCUGCCAACAUUCUGAUCAAUCCCGACACGAUGGAGGUGAAGUUGAUCGACUUUGACUGUGGUGACUUGCUGACAGAUGGGGCGUACAAGCAUUAUAAAGGCCAUAAGAAUUACGCUCCUUUUGAGGUGAAUUCCCACAGAGAGUAUUUUGGCGUUCCUGCUACAGUCUGGAGUCUGGGUGUUCUCCUCUAUGUGAUGGUUUGUGCAGAUAUGCCUCCUACUGGAGGUAAUGAGUUCAUUGUUUGGCAUCUGCGGCGAUUUAAACAUCUGUCUCAUGAGUGCUUUGAUCUAAUAAAAUGGUGCCUGGAGGAAGACCUUGAACAUCGGGCAACUUUUAGUGAAAUCCUGAUCCAUGAGUGGUUUACAGGGGGAUGUCAGGACACGGUCCAGGUUUGUCAAAACUUGGUGACUCUGAUGGAUAAACAUAGUGAUGAGAGUUUGAAAUCUCUUCCUGAAGACAGAGCUGAUCCACACAUGACAGGGGAGUCUGAUGUUCCACAGUGUGAUGAACAGUCUGUCUCUCAUGAAAAGAUACCAUUUCCUGGUCCUCUGAUGAGGGAUAUGACAGAGAUCAAGGAGGUGUUAAGGUUUAUCCAGGUCACAUAUGCAGAGUGUUUACACUCCUUAGGUAAUGCUGAGGAGCAGUAUUCAUAUUUCUUCUGGUUGAUUAUGGAGUGCUUCUGUGAACAAAAUAGACAAGUAAACAUGGCUGACAUCUCUGAUCUGCUCCACAAUGGUUUCUGCCUGGUAAAUGAAAAGCACGGACAUGUCGAGAACCUUACGGACUGGUGUAUUCCUCUGAUAAAGCUUUUAGGCUGCAGUGCUCCAGAAAACGAGAAGAAACAUAAUGCUAUUCAAAUGGGAGAUGAUUUUGCCUCUAUUGGAUGGACAUAUGCAGCACAUAUCUGCUAUGUUGCGGCACAAAUGGAGCUGGGAUCACGGUCACACUUUGACUUUGUUGGAUAUAACAGUGAGACAGAACAGAUACCAGUUAAAAAAGAGGCGUUCAAGAGAACUGAAGUCUACGAAUAUGUUCUCUCUCUGACCUCGGACAAUGGGAAGUUCGGACAGAAAUGCUUCCAGAAAUUCAAGUUUUCCUAUGCCGGCAAGCUAGCCAAGGAUGGACAUGAUGAUCAGGCGCUUGAUUACUGUGAGAGCAUUGCUAUAACACUCUGCAGAUUCCCUUACUGCAUGGAAUACAGUAUGAUAGAGGAACUUACAAAGCUCUCUGAAGAUCUGGUUAAAAGGAUGAAGAAAACACAACCCAAGUGGCUGAAAACACUUCAGCAGGGGCAGGAAGGCAGACAUGCUUUUAUAAGCAAUGUGUUUAAGGAUGAUUCAGAACACUGCGAGUUUCAUUCACGCUAUUUUGUCUUUGGGUGCCUUGCGAAAGAAAACUACUACACUUUCUACGCCGGAUUCCGUAAGGCAGAUAACAAAGCGGUCAUCUUUAAAAAAGUACACAAAGAUUUCAGCCCCAAAAACAUCACCAUUCCCGGAGAACACCGCAUUCUGCCUCUGGAGGUGGCGUUAUUGAAGUUGGUGUCCAUGCCUCCUCGUUGUGAGAAUGUUGUGGAGCUCCUGGAAUGGUUUGAGUCACCUGAUUUUCUCAUCUUGGUGCUGGAGCGACCCGACAACUUUAUGGACCUUAAGCAAUUCCUCAUGUGUAAAGGAGGAAGAUUGGAGGAAGCGGACGCUUGCACCAUAAUGCAGCAGGUGGUUCGGGCUGCACAGCAUUGCUGUGAUUCUGGUGUUUUUCAUGGUGACAUCAAGCCUGCCAACAUUCUGAUCGAUCCUGACACGAUGGAGGUGAAGUUGAUCAACUUUGACUGUGGCGACUUGCUGACAGACAAGCAUUAUAAAGGCAGUAAGAAUCAUGCUUCUACUGAAGUAAAUUCCCACAGAGAGUAUUUUGCCAUCCCUCGUUUAGUCUGGAGUCUGGGUGUUCUCCUCUAUGUGAUGGUUUGUGUAGAGCCACCUCCUACCGGUGGUAAUGAGUUUAUUGCUUGGCAUCUGCGGCGAUUUAAACAUCUGUCUCAUGAGUGCUGUGACCUGAUAAAACGGUGUCUGGAAGAAGACCAUAAACGUCGGGCAACUUUCAGUGAAAUCCUGAGCCACAACUGGUUUACAGGCGGAAGUCAGGACAAGGUCCAGGUUUGCCAAAGCUUGGUGAAUCUUAUCGAUGGAGAUAGCGAUGAGAGUAUGAAACCUCUUCCUGAAGACAGAGCUGAUGAUCAUCCACACAGGACAGGGGAGUCUGAUGUCCCGCAGUGUGAUGUGCCGUCGAUCUCUGAUAAAAAGAUACAAUUUCCUGGUCCUCUGAUCAGGGAUAUGACUCAAAUUGAGGAGCUGUUAAAGUUUAUCCAGGUGACAUAUAAAGAGUGUUCACGCUCUCUGGGCAAUGCCGAGCAGCGGUAUUCCUAUUUCUUCUGGUUGAUUAUGGAGUGCUUCUGUGAUCGAAAUAGACAAGUAAACAUGGCUGACAUCUCUGAUCUGCUCCACAAUGGUUUCUGCCUUGUAAAUGAAAAGCAUGGACAUGUCCAGAACCUAAAAGACUGGUGUAUUCCUCUGGUGGAGCUUUUAGGCUCCAGUGCUCCAGAAGACGAAAAGAAACAUGAUGCUAUCCAAAUGGGAGAUGAUUUUGGUCUGACAUAUCUUUGA
Messenger RNA from Clarias gariepinus (North African catfish), 3339 nucleotides. RefSeq lists its product as uncharacterized. Gene Ontology annotation, cellular component: cytoplasm. The coding region runs from base 1 to 3339 and encodes 1112 amino acids. Lineage: Eukaryota; Metazoa; Chordata; Actinopteri; Siluriformes; Clariidae. The record is from RefSeq and is a predicted model, not a curated record. Gene Ontology annotation, molecular function: protein serine/threonine kinase activity; ATP binding. The transcript has 28 exons. Gene Ontology annotation, biological process: regulation of mitotic cell cycle; negative regulation of apoptotic process; protein autophosphorylation.